This is a messenger RNA of Coccidioides posadasii C735 delta SOWgp, 5490 nucleotides long. RefSeq lists its product as uncharacterized. Gene Ontology annotation, biological process: maintenance of protein location in cell cortex; microtubule cytoskeleton organization. NCBI's taxonomy places the organism in Eukaryota, Fungi, Ascomycota, Eurotiomycetes, Onygenales, Onygenaceae. Gene Ontology annotation, cellular component: cell cortex; mitochondrion. The record is from RefSeq and is a predicted model, not a curated record. Gene Ontology annotation, molecular function: phospholipid binding; tubulin binding.
GUUAUUGAUGCUUUGCACCUGGAAGUCCACAAAUUGUGUGUUGGCAACCUACAUCAUCCUCGCGGCAGCCACCCAAUAACGCGUCGUGAAUCUGGACAACUCAGACAUUCAAUCAACCAGCCUGUCGCCUUACUGUCAGUAGUACUCCCUACUGCCUACCAACUCAACAGGGGGCUAUGUAUGGAAUGCUGUGGCGAUAAACUGGUGAGAAGGACCCUCGAGUUAAGCUCAACUCUUCCAGGUUAGCGUUCGCCUCGUUCCAGGGUUUCUCGCCGACGGUUACCGCAAGAAGUCGCUGGGCUACAAACAAUGAUAUUAUCCGCAUAGCUCGCUUCCCGGCCAUUGAAGAUCUCAUCGCAAAUCAUGGCCGAUUCUCUUCCUAUGUAUGCUGCUGGGGCCGUUGGUGACAAUGGGGUGGACUUGGACGACCCGUUUGUCUCCAGUACGCCGGCUGGAAACCAUACGCAACGCGAACCGCACCGUUAUUCCUCCUUUGACGCGCAGCUUUUCACCCUCAACACGUCCUCGCCUGCGCAAGCGAAACGUGCUCUCGAGGCGCAUUUGGCUGAAACAGAACGCAGAUUAGAGGAAACGUCAAAUCUUGGCACCGCCCUCAUAGAACAGCAGAGAGAGCUCAUGGACAAGUUAAAGGAGGUCGAACAACAACAUACAGACGGUGAGAUCGGACCCGAUUUACGGCGGAAACUCAAUGAUCUGGAGAGGGAGUACAACGAGAUUGGUCGUGAGACCGCUCGAGUUGCGCUCGGUCCAAAAGUCCGGCUAACGGGCCAGGAAGAUGGCCUGGCCACCCCGUCGUUGGAUUCUCGUCAUCAUGCAAGUCCAUCCGUGUUCUCCAGUCAAGCUACCAAUUCACCCUCCAAGGUUACCGUGCCUUCUCGAAAGCAGCGCAACCAGCCCUCGAGCCGCGUACAUGACAUCGAAUUCGCAACCGAAAUCAGUACUUCUCUGCUCGCUCAAGUCCGUCAACUGCAGGCGCUGCUUGCAGAAAGAGAAGAAGCGAUCAAAGCCCUCACACUUGAAAAGUCUCACCUUGAACUUGAAGCCGAAGGCUUUACACAACGACUUCGGGCACUGGAUGAGAGCGAACAGCGGUACAAGGAUGAAAACUGGAGCUUAGAAACCCAAACACAUGAUCUCCUCGCUGCCGCCAAAGAAGCUUCUGACCGUGAAAGCCGUUUGACAAGUAAUCUGAAUGCGCUCACGGUGGAAAAAAACAACAUCCAACGGGAACUGGACGAGCUGAAACAAGCCAAUGGCAGACUUGUUGAGGAGAAUAUGGCUACCCAGAAGGCUCUCGAUUCCGAACUUCAUAUUCUCAGACGGAACAUAACUCUUGGGGAAUCUGAGCGCAAUGCUCUUCAGCAAAAGGUUGAUGAGUUAGCAGGGCAAAACCAGGAACUAGCUAAAGCCGUCGCCGCAAAACUACGUCAACACGAAGCGGACUCAGCGAAAGACCCCAACUCGGAGGAUAACAGGAAGGCAUCGGAUGACCUAACCCCCGAGAACUCUCCACCUCCUUCGCCAAACAAACCAACGCCCCGUCAUGGUCUUUUGGAGUCCGAGACCUUGAAAAGCUCUCUGCAUCAUGCCCACCGUAUGAUUCAAACCUUAAAGGGCACGAUUCAUAGAGAGAAGACCGAAAAAAUAGAGCUGAAGCGCAUGUUGCAAGACGCCAGGGACGAGCUGGAACAGCGCCGCGCAGAGCCAGUCCGCCCAAUUAGCUCACAUAAUAGGCGCCAAAAACCCAAAGGGGACAACUUCAAGAAGCCGGCACGCCCUGAGAUGCUUGGAGCUGGAAGAAAAGGUAUCACACAGAUCGAAGUUGCGGAGCCAGAAUGGGAAGACGAAGGUGAACCAAGUCCAACUCGUGUCGCUCGACCAAAUAAACGGGCUGUUUCAUAUGGCAACUCCGGAAUUGAAUCUAGCACAACCAGCGAUGCCUAUCAGACAGCCAAUGAAACUGAGGCCUUCGAGACCGCUAACGAGCGUGAGGUCACUACUGAGAGCGAAGCUUUCCAAACCGGCACUGAGAAUUUCAUCGAUGAAAGCAGCGAUGACCUCACGGAGACUGAAUCCCGCACUAUGCAUACGGGUACCAUUCGGCCUCGACGAUCCGGGCAACUCAAUUCUACCAGGCCCAUGUCUUUUGCCAGCACUGCCUCGACGUCUGGAGAUGAGGACGAAUAUAUUGAAGUGCGAACUCCUGUUCAACACCAGCCACCACGCUAUCGGAUUAAAAUGAGUCGUGGAAGACGAGGGCGUGUGUCACAGGAGUCACAUAUACGGCAAGGAAGCGCCCCGCUAAGUCCUCGUGAUUCUCCGGCAAGUUUAAACAGCCCCCCACAGAGCCCCCGACAAAGGGAAAUCUCUGGGGGCCAAAGCCUCUUUGCCGAACUCAGUGGUUUAGCUGGAGCUGGAAGUGACAGCGAGUUUGGGGCGCCUCUCCGUUCAAGCACCAUGUCUGAGACGUCUACUCCAAGCCGCCGUCAAAGUUUCGCGACGCUUGCGGAUUCAAGCCGACCGGUAACAGCAAGGGAAAUAGUCAUGGUUGAUUCUUGUACUAUGACUGAACCCCUUCCGCCAGCAGUCCCUGCACAAUUCGAAAUUGUUUCCCCCCCCGAAACUACCUCCGAUUAUAAGGACGCAGAGACGUCGACAGCGCCGCGCGAAGUAGUAGACGCGUUCACCACCUUUGAAAGAAUCGUCAUUGACUCUGCCACCCAGUGUAUGCCCAUGGAAACUCCCCUCCUGGCUAAAAGCGAGCCUGCUGUUACCAUUGAUAUCGCGCCAGAAAUACCGGACACAGAUGCCAAUUAUGACUCUCUUCAUGCUACCAUCGAGACACCGCCCUCUCCGGUUAUGCUCCCAAUGGAACCGACCAUCCUAGACAUUUCCCCAAUUUACUCCGAGCAGACUGCCCCGAUCUCGCCAAUGCCAAUUGAUCUUCAAUCUCGGCGACCCUCUGUGCGCAUGGAUAUGUCGGUCAUUGCUUUUGAGGAUAGUCGCCCUUCUCUUCCUGCUGUUACACCAUCAAAAUCUUCGUUGGAUCUGUCUAUGUCAUCAAUUCAAUCCACAUCCACGAACCCCCUUGCAGCGGUUCCCGUCUCCCUACCCGAAUCAAAACGUGCCCAGGUCCUUGAGUUCUCAACUAUCUUUGAGGUUGGAACCUCCCCGAAGGAGGCGAUUUUCCCUACUGUGCCUCCUAUGGCUCUAGAAGUGUCCAAUAUUCAAUGCGUGGAAUCCCUGCCCGUGAAACCUGUACCCACGAUCCUAAGUGUAGAGCCGCCCACGGAUACCUUGAAAUUGAACGGUAUAGGAGCUCAGCCCUGCCCGCCUCAAGUGACCGAUCGCGCCACUCAGUCUCAGAUUUCGACUAUGGAUAGAGGAAUCAGUACUUCGCCUUUACCUAAAAUUGAGACAGAAAGCCAGGGUAGUCAGACUGCCCUGACUGAGGUACUGGAAACGGGUGAACGAUCUUCUCAAGUUCAAAUCAGCACUGCGGAAAUAUCCUCUCAGACCAUCUUGACCGGCUUCCAGAUUGAUAAGCUUCUCAUGGAACGUCAAGCCAGUCGCCCAGUGACUGCCAUCGAAAGUAGCCAAGCACAAGCUGCUAUAAUAAGCACGCAAAGCUCUCCCUUGACUACGCCGAAAGCGAAACAGCUAUCCUCUGCCCAGACAGGCUUGCUCCGCCCGAACAAUGCGACUAGACGACCUGAUAGUUCUGGCAGUCAACGCCUGGGCAACAGCCUUUCCGUUCCACCCCUUCCCGUUGAUCAUAAACAGACCAUCGCUGCAGCAUCGCAGAGACUAUCUUCAGAGGCGUCUCCAAGCGUGAUGGGACCGCCCAUUGCUCCAGCUUCAUCGUACCGCAGUUCCAGCCAAAUCAGACCGCGUACGCCAAGCGAGCAGCCCAGCCGUAAUUCAGCCCGAAAUCAAAGCACUCCACAGACGAAGUUUCGCCGUACGAGUACCAGCAUGGCGUCUCGCCGGUCCUCCAUAUCGUCUUUUGCCUCGGAGCUGGAUGAAAGGUUUAAUAUCGCGAAAGCGACAUAUCCUUUUGAAUCCGGUGCCGAUCCUCGCAUGAUUCAAGCCAUUACGCAGACAAUGAUUGGGGAAUUUUUGUGGAAGUACACCCGCAAGCUUGGUAGAUCGGAUAUGUCGAACACUAGGCAUCAACGAUACUUCUGGGUUAACCCGUACACUCGGACAUUAUACUGGGGUCCCCACGAUCCUCAAGUGCUUGCAAAGUCCCAGCAAAGGUCCAAGAGCGUUGCCAUUGAAGCUGUUCGUGUUGUCAAUGACGAUAACCCCUAUCCACCCGGCCUUCAUCGGAAGAGUUUGGAGAUCAUUACGCCUGGUCGAACACUCAAGUUUACGGCGGCAACAAGCCAACGCCAUGAGACAUGGUUCAAUGCUCUCUCAUAUUUGCUCCUUCGAACUACCGAUGAUGAAACUGAGGAGCAGGAUGUGGUGUGGGAAGCUGGUAGUGAUUACAACGCAACAAAUGGACGGAACUCCCGGCAAGCGGAAUCGAGAAGAUCAAUCUCUUCCCAUAAUAGUCGGGCUGCUCGUACAAUUUCCAAACAGUUUGUUGAGACGGUUCCCACGCUUCGUCGGCCAGUGACUCCGAACCAGCCAUCGCCGUCUCCGUCUAGUCGCCCGGGUUCAUCCUUGCGACCCGACCAGACAAGACCUGGCUCUGUGACCCGGAUCAGCAAUGUGUUCAGGUCUUCAGGGAUUAAAUCGACGUUCUCAAGUCGUAGGAGCAGAUACGGCAAUGCUGGUGGAAGCAUUGACAGUACGAGUGCUGCUAGCAAUGACAGUGCUGAGGAGCUGAGGCGUGUGAUUGAGAGACAAGACCGGGAGGCUGAUCGGCUGGAGAAUGUGCGGGCUUGCUGUGAUGGGAAACAUGAUGUUAGCGCCCUCUCGAGGACAAGCCGAUACAGCGCCAGAAUCAGCCCCCUAUCCCACCAUGUUCACAGCUGAGUUCUUCAACUGCUGCAUUGUCGUCUGUUCCCGAUCAUUUACUCGAAAGCUUCGACAACGUAUUUUAUAGAAAAGCAUAUUGGCAAGCCGUAUGUUGUGGACGAAUUUCCUUGCGUUUUUUUGACUUGAAUGUUUUCUUUCCCUAUUUCGGUGCUCUUUUAAUGAUUACUCGGUGCAUUACAUAAACCCAAUAUUCCUUGUCAGGUCUAAUAUUUCUGUUCGUCUUUUGGUUUUGCUUUGGAGGAUGAGCCACCAAUUUGUCGUUGAAGUUCUCCGCUCCAUCCGCAAUCAUAAAUCGUGAAUCCUGCUUCACUUCUGAGAUUUUGUUGUUGCAGAGCAACUGGUCAUGUCGCUUCUUCCUUUAAUAUGUUUUGACUGUUUUUCUUGUGGUUGGCGCAAUUAUAAUGUCGAUUCAGCGUCCUCCGACUUUCACUCUCUUGCCUGCUUACGCCGUCGUAAUCCCUUUCCUUUCUACGGUGCUCA